AUGCAAUCCUACCUCCAAAACAAGCGCCUCGGCGGUUUGGUGGAGGGCUAUCUUCAACAGGCCCAGAAAGAAGUUGACCGGCGGCAGGUGACGCCAGGGUUGGAAAAAGGAGAGCAGGCGAGAAGCGAUGCCACACUGCCGGUUGCCAGCAUCCAGGCGCCAAUUGACAAUGGCGAGGGGCGUCCUGGCCAAAAAGCAUGCCCCAUUCAGUCAUCCCUUGUUAGGGAACUGCGUGGUGUAGUAGAGCAAACUCGAUCGUUGGCAGAUGGGUCAACCGAACAAAUACUACUGGUAGAUUGGGAAGGGCCUGAUGACCCGAUGUGUGCUCGAAAUUGGAGUAUAAGCAAGCGUGCUUUGGCUACGGCUCAGAUCUCGCUCAUCGGAUUUGCUGUUGGAGCGACUUCUGGAAUCGAUGCGACUAUUAUCCCACAAGCUGCAAAGGAAUUCGGUGUGAGCCAGGUUGUAGAAUCUGUUGCUAUAGGGAUUGGCACUGGCUCGCUUGUCGCUGGACCUUUCUCUGAAACGUUCGGAAGAAACGCCGUAUACGUUGUGUCGAUGAUUGUAUUCAUGUGUUGGAUCUUAGGCACAGCUCUGGCUCCUAACAUUGCCGCCCAGAUCGUUUUCCGAUUCCUCGCUGGGUGCUCCUCGUCUACUCCGAUGGUUUGCUCUGGAGGAUCUGUCGCCGAUAUGUGGAACAGCUUGGAGAAGACUUGGAGUUUCCCCUACUACACAACGCUUUCGUUUGUGGGGCCGAUGGUAGGAUCGAUCAUGGGGGCAUACAUUGGACCGUCUUCCCAUAUUUUGAGCUGGCGCUGGGCUGAAUGGGUGAUUCUCAUUCUUUCCGGUCUCGUUCUCAUCUCUGUUGUGGUGACAAUGCCUGAAACCUAUGGGCCAUUGAUUUUAGAGUGGAAGGCUGCCCACUACCGUCGAAUUACGGGAGACUCACGUUUCCGCUCUGAGCAUGAGAUUGAAGACUCAACCUUGUUCAGUCGUUUGAGAGUGAGCAUGACCCGGCCGUUUCUCAUGAUAACGGAACCAAUCAUCAUAGCCAUGACGAUGUACCUAUCUGUUCUCUAUAUUGUGCUCUUCACAUUUUUGGUGGGCUGGCCAUAUAUUUUUGAACGCACUUAUGGUAUUGAUCAAGGUUUGGCACAUAUCAUCUUCAUCUCUAUGAUGAUAGGGACUGUGAGCCCCGCACUUUUGGUCCCAUUCGUUUACAAGAAGACAGCCAAGGUUAUAAAGCAAGCUCAAUCACAGGCCGAAGGCGGGAACAAGAAUGCGAGAUUCCAUCCUGAGAUUCGUUUGUGGUACGGCAUGCUCGGUCCUGCAGUGGCCGUCCCAGUAUCCUUAUUUUGGAUGGGUUGGACUAGCUAUUCUGACAUCAGUAUCUGGUCACCAAUCAUAGCAUCCGGCUUUUUUGGGUUUGGAGUUACGGGAAUCUUCAUCUGCGCAUACAUGUACAUCAUUGACUCUUAUGAGAGUUACUCCGCCUCAGCGCUCACUUUUGUGGCAUUGACUCGAUAUGUCAUUGCUGGGGGGAUGACUGUAGUUGGCAUCCCAUUUUAUGAAAAUAUGGGCACGCACUACACGCUGACAAUCCUGGGUUCGAUUUCAGUCCUCCUCAUGCCUAUUCCCUACUUACUCUACUUCUUUGGACACCGUUUGAGAGAGAAGAGUAAGUACGCGGUUGCGUUGGACUGA
This is a messenger RNA of Clonostachys rhizophaga, 1701 nucleotides long. NCBI's taxonomy places the organism in Eukaryota, Fungi, Ascomycota, Sordariomycetes, Hypocreales, Bionectriaceae. The record is from the annotation of a GenBank genome assembly.